CGUGUAAGGGACGCUCACGAUGAGUAAGUAAGUCAUAUUUUUUCUUUUGAAGUAGAGUAAGUAAGUCAUUUAAUAUAAACCAAAAAAAAAAACUCUUCAGCUGGGUGGCAUUGCAUACUUAUUUGAGGUGGACACGUGGCACAGCAUCUUUAAUUCCAGCCUCAAUUACGAAGUGAGGAUGCCACGACGACGUUUCAGGUUCCUCCCCGAGAAAAAACGGAAACAACCAACUCCCCAAAUCCAAAUGGCUUUUGCAUCAGUACUAAUAUUAGGAAGAAAAGGGGAAUCGAUUAUCGAGUCGCUCUGAAUCUGAUUGGGGGAGGAAUUCAAUUCUCUUAUCCGAUAAUCCCAACUUUGGGAUGGAAUAAUCGGAAUUAGUACUACUUACUAGCUAUUGUAAUUGUAUAAAUUAGAUGUUCUCUGGUUCCGCAUUUCCAACCUCAUUGCCAACUUGUACCAGUCUCAUUGGCACUGCCAUUAUUUCGGAAUCCGAUUCCCUCUCACUAGUACUACUACUACCACCAUUUCCACUACCCACCUUAUUGUCUCUUCCUAUUCUCCCCAAAUGCCUAUUUAAUCCCAACAUGCGAAUUCCCAAGAAGCCCGUUUCCUUUUGCUUCUCUUUGUUUUCUCCUGACGUUUUUCCUCCCGCUUUUUCUUCUCGUAUACGACUCGUUUCUGGAGCUUUCACUUCAUCGGAUUCUUUUCACGGAAAGAGAAGAGGGGUUUGUUUCGGAGGAAUCAAACUAUUGCAUUCUGGUUAUCCAAUGGAGGAAAGUCACGGGACUAUUGUAAGUGACAUGAAAUCACCUCGUCUUAGGAACACGGAUUGCAGUGGUGGUGGUCAAGAGCCAUGCAUAUGGUCUUCACCAGAAGGGGGGCGUAAACUUGACGUAAUUGGAAAGCAAAUCUUUUGUAACAGAUCACUGAAUAUGAAGAAUAUUGUAGCUGUUGGAUUUGAUAUGGAUUACACUUUAGCACAAUACAAGCCGGAAACUUUUGAGUCCCUUGCUUAUGAAGGCACUAUCAAGAAGUUGGUGUAUGAUUUAGGAUACCCACGCGAGUUGCUGAAUUGGUCAUUUGAUUGGAAGUACAUGGUAAGAGGUUUGGUUCUGGAUAAGAAAAGAGGCAACAUCUUAAAGAUGGAUCGUCACAAGUAUGUGAAAGUAGCCUACCAUGGAUUUAAAGAAUUGUCCAAAGAAGAUAAAGUUAGUAUUUAUGGAAGUACACUUACAAGGGAUGCUUUUGAUGAGCCUGACUAUGCUCUCAUUGAUACCCUUUUUUCGCUAGCUGAAGCCUAUUUAUUUGCGCAAUUGGUUGACUUUCGUGACAAUAAUCCUGGAAAAGUUCCCGACACUACAGAUUAUGCUCGCAUGUAUAGAGAUGUUCGAGCAGCAGUUGAUCUGUGUCAUCGUGAUGGAACUUUAAAGCAAAUGGUUGCAAAGGAUCCUAAAAGGUAUAUCAAUGAAGAUACUUCGAUAGUGCCCAUGCUCAAAAUGCUCAGAGAUUCUGGUCGAGCUACAUUCUUGGUGACAAACAGUUUGUGGGACUAUACAAACAUUGUGAUGAAUUUUCUCUGUGGAGCCCGAACAAUGGAUGGAAUUAGAAAAUGCAACUUUGAUUGGCUUCAAUACUUUGAUGUUGUCAUCACUGGCAGUGCAAAGCCGGGAUUCUUUCAUGAUGAUAGUCGUGCAAACUUGUUUGAAGUUGAACCCGUGUCUGGGAUGCUACUCAAUACUGAUAAUGGCUCUCCUAUGCCUCAGGUGGGAGACACUUCACCUAGCUUUUCAGUGAAGGGACCGAACAAGUCAUGUAGAGUUUUCCAGGGAGGCAAUGUUGGCCAUCUGCAUAAAUUACUUACAAUUGAGUCAAGCUCUCAGGUUCUCUAUGUUGGGGAUCAUAUCUACGGAGAUAUCCUACGAAGCAAGAAAGUUCUUGGGUGGAGGACAAUGCUUGUUGUUCCAGAGCUAGAGCAGGAGGUUGAACUACUUUGGAAAUUGAGAGAUACCCGCAAGGAACUUCGAUUGUUAAGGAAUCAUCGUGAUCUCAUUGAAGACAAAAUUCAUCAUUUGAAAUGGUCUCUCAAAUUUGACGAUAUCAAUGAAGAGGAGAAGCGAAAAUUAACUUCUGAGCUAGAUGUUUUAGAGUCUGAAAGAGAGCAAGUGCGUUUAAGUCAUCAACAAGCUCAACGGGAAAAUCAUCACAAGUUCCAUACUGUCUGGGGACAACUCAUGAAGACUGGCUAUCAGAACUCUCGUUUUGCACAUCAGGUUGAGAGAUUUGCCUGCCUGUAUACCAGUCAAGUGUCAAACUUAAGCUUGUACUCUCCAGACAAAUACUACAGACCUAGUGAAGACUUUAUGCCCCAUGAGUUUGAUAUCUUCAUGUGAGCUAUGUUUGGUUGGGAGGAAGCAUGAAUGAACAUAGACCUCUUUUACAAUAAUGAAAUUUAACUUAACAUACAAAGCCGUGGGUUUAAUUAGCAGCUGAAUUGUCCAUUCCCUCUUUGCUUUUAGUUUUAGCCCAAAAACUGGCACUUUGUAAUGUAAGACUGAAAUCUCAGUUUUUCUUUUCAACAUUAAAAUGUCGGACCCAACUUUUUAAUUCACAUUGUGAAAAUUUAUGUA
Cannabis sativa is the source of this 2627-nucleotide messenger RNA. RefSeq lists its product as uncharacterized. Gene Ontology annotation, molecular function: 5'-nucleotidase activity. The record is from RefSeq and is a predicted model, not a curated record. Bases 414 to 2390 code for a protein of 658 amino acids. The transcript is spliced from 17 exons. NCBI's taxonomy places the organism in Eukaryota, Viridiplantae, Streptophyta, Magnoliopsida, Rosales, Cannabaceae.